GAAUCAUGGAGAACUACCAGAAGUCCAAGACCGUGGAGAAGCCGUCUCCACUCCCUUUCAGCAACCUGCCCACAGACAUCAUCGAGAUGAAAGUGAAGGACGGCAGCAAAAUCCGGAACCUGAUGGGCUACGCCAUCGGCAAGAUGGAGCUGGAUCCGGUGAGGCAGGUCCUCUUCAGCGGCGCCGGCAAAGCCAUCAGCAAGACCAUCACCUGCGUGGAGAUCAUGAAGCGGCGGCUCAGCGGCCUCCACCAGAUCACCAAGGUGUUCUUCCGGCAAACAGAGGAGAUCUGGGAGCCCAUCGUGCCCGAGGUGGGACUCGAUCCGUUGACGGUCAAGCGCAACAUCCCCGCCAUAUGCGUUUUGCUGAGCAAAGAUCCUCUGGACACUCAAGAGCCAGGAUACCAGGCUCCUGGGUCUUUUGAUGCCUUCUGGGUGGAAACACUGAAACCGGAGUCCCAGGGCCAGGCCAAGAGGAAGCAGGGGGGAGGCAGGGGAGCUGGCCGGGCCGGGAAGCAGCCACGCUCUGUCGGGCGGGAGGAGGCCUACAAAAAACCCUAA
Euleptes europaea (tarantolino) is the source of this 560-nucleotide messenger RNA. It is a transcript of the gene RPP25L, whose product is annotated as ribonuclease P/MRP subunit p25 like. Bases 6 to 560 code for a protein of 184 amino acids. Gene Ontology annotation, molecular function: RNA binding. The transcript has a single exon. The record is from RefSeq and is a predicted model, not a curated record. NCBI's taxonomy places the organism in Eukaryota, Metazoa, Chordata, Lepidosauria, Squamata, Sphaerodactylidae. Gene Ontology annotation, biological process: tRNA 5'-leader removal. Gene Ontology annotation, cellular component: ribonuclease MRP complex.